AGGUGAACGUGAUUUAGCAGGUAAAUGUGACUUAGCAGGUAAACGUAACUCGACUCAAUCCACCUACCUAGGUAUAUAUUUCCAAAAAUUCGGCGCCUCCUCCAUAGCGCCAUCGGUGCCCGUCCGGCAGGCCGGGGGGCACCACGUAAGUCGCCCCGAUGGCUGGGUUGGAAUCCAGCCUCUGGUGUAACACGACCUUCCACACGACAAGGAUGUAGUGCAGGGCUCGGCCCGACGAACCUUUUGCUCCUUGGGAACUCUUUUUUGGGACCCGUCGGCAAGGGCUGAGCUCGAGCCGCGAUGAGGAAGAACCUUUUUUCCCCCUUUUUUUGAAAAGAAAGAGAGGGUCUAGAGAUAUCGAGUAAUUGGAAUAGUAGCUGGGCGCUUAGCAGAACUGUUUUGGUACUUGAGAGCGAGGAGAUCGAGCUUCGUGGUGGAUGGCUUUUUUCUUCUUUUGAUUACGAAAUGCGUAAGAGAUGGAUCGGCGGCGGGGUGUUCAAAAUCGAAGGCCUCUCCGCGCCAUGGAGAACCGCUGUGCUGCAAUGGAUAUUAGUCCAUGAUGUUCUCUAUCUUCAAACUCUUCUCACACUCUUCACCACCUCCACUCCUUCACGAAACGCAGCGCGACGACGCUCUACUAGUGCUGGAAGUGAGUGGCCUUCUGUAAUUUUGGUGGUUAUCAUCAAUGAAAGAUAAGGGGAUUGGACGCUAUCGUCCUCCAAACCAUAGCUCGUAGCUGUUGCCAAUUUUCAUCCGGGACUCCACCAC
Mytilinidion resinicola is the source of this 768-nucleotide messenger RNA. RefSeq lists its product as uncharacterized. Lineage: Eukaryota; Fungi; Ascomycota; Dothideomycetes; Mytilinidiales; Mytilinidiaceae. The record is from RefSeq and is a predicted model, not a curated record. The coding region runs from base 466 to 696 and encodes 76 amino acids. The transcript has a single exon.